AUGACCAUCUACACGAGCCCGUAUGAGCCUAUUGCACCCGGCGAGUACCACAAGGGCGGCGUAUUCGACUUCAUCUUCGCACCCGAGCGACUCGACAAGCGGAGGGACCAGGUCGCCAUCAUCGACGCAGUCACGGGCGCAAAGACGACGUACGCAGAACUCGCCUCGGAAUCCCUCCGCUUCGCAGACGGCUUCACCCGCACCGCAGGCUUGAAGCGCGGCGAUACAGUCCUCCUCUUUGCGCCCAACAGCGCCCUCUACCCCGUACUCCUCUUUGCCGGACAGGCAGCCGGACUCGCCGUUUCGACAGCCAACUCGUCCUAUCUCGCCGACGAACUCACGCACGCAAUCCAGCUCGCCGGAGCCAACGUCGUCCUUGCGUCGGCGGAUCUGCUCAAGGUUGCGGAGAAGGCGGCGAAGGAUGCCGGACUUGCCAAUGACGAGAUUUACGUCGUUCCCGCGACCGACGGAUCGCUCCCUUCUUCCCUUCCCUCCGGCAUGAAACCCUACACCGACCUGCGCGGCUCGCCCUCCUUCAAGCCAGUUAUCCCGUCGGAGAAGGAAGCCAAGACGAACCUUGCCUAUUUGCCCUUCUCGUCCGGCACGACCGGCAAGGCGAAAGGUGUCGCCCUCUCGGCUUUCAACAUUACGAGCUGUGUCUUGCAGACACAGAAGACGAAGGGCCUGUUUGACACGCGCGACUGCGUCCUCUCGGUUUUGCCCAUGUACCACAUCUUUGGACUCGUCGUCAUGCUCCACCUCACCUUCUUCCACGGCGGCACCUGCGUCGUCCUGCCAAAAUUCGACCUCCCGAUGGCGCUCGACUCCGUCCAAAAAUACAAGUGCACAACCGCGCUCCUCGUCCCUCCCAUCGCGCUCGCAAUCGCCAAGCACCCGAUCGUCGACAAGUACGACCUCUCGUCGCUUAGGUACAUCCUGUGCGGUGCGGCGCCGUUGUCCGCGGAUUUGCAGGAAGCUGUUUCGAAGCGCUUGAAGGGCAAGACGAAGGUCUUCCAGGGACUCGGCAUGACGGAGACGACCUCGGUUGGAGCGAUCCCCGCGGCAGACAAGGUCGUUCCCGGCUCGGUCGGCCAGCUCCUCUCGACGAUGGAGGCGCGUCUCGUUGGAGACGACGGAAAGGACGUCAAGGAGGGUGAGGCGGGCGAGUUGUGGCUCCGCGGACCGAACAUCAUGCUCGGGUACUACAAGAACGAGAAGUCGACCAAGGAGACGCUUACGAGCGACGGGUGGCUCAUGACUGGCGACAUCUGCACGCGCGACAACGACGGUUGGUACCGCGUCAUCGACAGGAACAAGGACUUGAUCAAGUACAAGGGUUUCCAGGUUGCUCCCGCAGAGCUCGAAGGCGUCCUCCUCGCCUCGCCGCUCGUCGCCGACUGCGCCGUAAUCGGCAUCUACUCCGAAGAACAAGCCACGGAGCUUCCGCGCGCCUACAUCGUCCCCGACCCUAAACACGCCAAGUCGCCCACUCUCACGAAGGACGUCGCCAAGUGGGUCGAGGAGAAACUUGCGCCGCAUAAGAAGUUGAGGGGUGGAGUUGUCGUGGUGGAUGUGAUUCCGAAGAGCCCGUCAGGGAAGAUCCUGCGCAAGGACUUGCGCACUGCGGCAGCGAAGGAGGACAAGGCCAAGUCGAAGCUGUAG
Messenger RNA from Rhodotorula toruloides NP11, 1662 nucleotides. Its product is annotated as phenylacetyl-CoA ligase. Lineage: Eukaryota; Fungi; Basidiomycota; Microbotryomycetes; Sporidiobolales; Sporidiobolaceae. Gene Ontology annotation, biological process: secondary metabolic process. Bases 1 to 1662 code for a protein of 553 amino acids. The transcript is spliced from 10 exons. Gene Ontology annotation, molecular function: CoA-ligase activity. The record is from RefSeq and is a predicted model, not a curated record.